AACCCUAGGCUUUUCACGCGUCUCUUUAUUCGAUCGCCGCCUCCCCCUCUUCUCUGAUUCUCCUUCCCUGACCAACACACGCAGCAGCACGAGGGAUGGUGACAAUUGGCGACGACGACUCCCCCAACCCAUCAACGACGGCGACUAGCACGCGGGACGGCGGAUCUUUUCUCUGCUCCGGUGACGAGCCAAACUAGCGGCGAUAGUCCUUCGACGAGAACGAUCGGCGCAGAGUUGUGACCGGCCAUUCUAGCGACCCCGGCAGCGGCGAGGUGGAGUCUAGACAGGGACGAGGAUGGUCUCACCCUCAACUUCUCCGGUGAGUGGCGAGAAAACAGCCGGCGAACCAGCAAGCUCUAGCGACCGGCGACGACUGGGUAUUGCUCGGUUUGGUUCGGGCAGGCCUGGCAGUAGUGGGCGGUUCUGGACAGUGGCGGUAGCACCCCGACGAUCUUCGGACAUCAACGAUCAAGAGUGGGGCAGCGGGGUAUGGUUGACUCCGUCAAUGCUCCGUCGAAUAAGGGUUUCUUUGAAUUCGAAUCAAAAAACCGAGGUGGUUGUGGUAGAUUGAUUCUGGAGUCCAUCCCGGAGAGCAGCAUGACGGAGGAGAUGUACGGAUGCAGGAAUUUAAUGUUCGAUUUAAUUAUAAGGCUUCCGCUUUGUUUGUAUAAACUCUGUUAUGUAUUUAAAUUAAUUUCAGUUGUUUGAGUUUUAAAUUUGUUGAAAAAUAUUGUAUGUGGGUACCAAAUUAGUAGCAACCCGGUUCGCUAAUCCAUUUAUUCGGGUUAUGUUGGUUGGGGUAUUACACUUUGGUUG
This is a messenger RNA of Cuscuta campestris, 816 nucleotides long. The record is from the annotation of a GenBank genome assembly. NCBI's taxonomy places the organism in Eukaryota, Viridiplantae, Streptophyta, Magnoliopsida, Solanales, Convolvulaceae.